Manihot esculenta (cassava) is the source of this 1410-nucleotide messenger RNA. Its product is annotated as glycerophosphodiester phosphodiesterase GDPD1, chloroplastic. The record is from RefSeq and is a predicted model, not a curated record. Gene Ontology annotation, molecular function: phosphoric diester hydrolase activity. Gene Ontology annotation, biological process: glycerophospholipid catabolic process. Lineage: Eukaryota; Viridiplantae; Streptophyta; Magnoliopsida; Malpighiales; Euphorbiaceae. Bases 185 to 1291 code for a protein of 368 amino acids. The transcript has 7 exons.
AAUGGAGGAGAGGAAUAUUCUACGCGGAGAUUCAAUCUUGUUCUCUUCUGCUUCUCCUAAGCCCAUUAAUCUCCUCCAUAUAUACCUAUUCUCUCCAAACACUUUAUUGCAACAACAAUCUCUAAAAUCCCUCUUGUAUCCUUCUCGUCUCUUCGAUCUCUCUCUCUGCAAACCAUUUUAAUCAAUGGCUCUUAAAGCCGUUCAUGUCUCCGACGUGCCUAACCUCGACCAGGUCCCUGAAAAUGCUUCUCUUGCUCUCUACUCCACCCGCUUCUCCAAAGCGGUGGAGAUGAAUAGGGUACCUUAUAAGAUUCCCAAGUUUCUGGUUGUUGGGCAUAGAGGUAAUGGGAUGAAUAUAUUGACUUCGGCUGACCAGAGAAUGAAAGCUAUAAAAGAGAACUCUAUAAUGUCCUUCAAUUAUGCUGCUAAAUUCCCAAUUGAUUUCAUCGAAUUCGACGUUCAGGUGACCAAGGAUGACUGCCCAGUCAUUUUCCAUGACAACUUCAUCAUCUCUGAAGAUAACGGUGUUAUCUUUGAGAAAAGAGUGACAGAACUGUGCCUAUCUGAAUUCCUUUGCUAUGGCCCUCAAAAGGAAGCAGGAAAGAUAGGCAAGUCUCUGCUAAGGAAAACAAAAGAUGGGAAAAUUGUUAACUGGAAUGUGGAGAAAGAUGACUCUCUUUGCACUUUGAAAGAUGCAUUUCAACAAGUAGAGCCUUCUCUGGGCUUCAACAUUGAAUUAAAAUUUGAUGAUCACAUUGUCUAUCAAGAAGACUAUCUCAUCCAUGUGCUUCAAGCCAUCUUGAAGGUGGUGUUCGGAUAUGCUCAAGAUAGACCCAUUAUCUUCUCAUCCUUCCAGCCUGAUGCAGCACUGCUUGUUAGAAAACUGCAGAGUAACUACCCUGUAUUCUUUUUGACAAAUGGGGGAACCGACAUUUUCUAUGAUGUGAGGAGAAAUUCUCUAGAGGAGGCUAUAAAGGUUUGCUUAGAAGGUGGUUUGCAAGGCAUCGUUUCUGAGGUCAAAGGGAUUUUCAGAAAUCCUGGAGCAGUGACCAAAAUCAAGGACGCUAAUCUCUCACUUCUAACCUAUGGAAAAUUGAAUAAUGUGGGUGAAGCUGUCCAUAUGCAACAGUUGAUGGGGGUAGAAGGAGUAAUAGUUGAUCUGGUUAAAGAGAUAAGUGAUGUAGUCUCUGAUAUGAUAAAGCCAUCCAAGGGGGAUGAAUCAAAUCCUCAAUUCUCAGAGAAAGAGCUUUCAUUUCUUCUGAAACUUAUUCCACAGUUGAUACAGGAGUGAUUCAACCUGCCCCAUUUAUAUAACUAUAUAAUUUCUUAAAUUUUGUCCCAUUUGAUAGCUUGUACAUAAUCCAUGCGUUCCACAAAAAUUAAAAAAAAAAAAAAAACAGUAUUAAAUUC